Messenger RNA from Hirundo rustica (Barn swallow), 1807 nucleotides. RefSeq names its product EF-hand domain family member B (gene EFHB). The transcript is spliced from 13 exons. Bases 37 to 1794 code for a protein of 585 amino acids. Gene Ontology annotation, molecular function: calcium ion binding. NCBI's taxonomy places the organism in Eukaryota, Metazoa, Chordata, Aves, Passeriformes, Hirundinidae. The record is from RefSeq and is a predicted model, not a curated record.
GCCGCCGUUACCGAGCGAGGAGAGUAAGCGGCGGCCAUGGCGGAGCGGCCAUCGCCGUGCCCCGAAGAGACGGCCCGGGACCACACUCCGGAUCAGCCGAACGCUGGAAAGUUGCCUCCCGCCGGCAACACGGUUGCGAGUUGUCUCAAAGAGGUGUUACGCAGGCCUGUUACUCCGACCGUUGUUCGAAAGUUUCGAAAUACAACAGAUCCAGCUCCUGGUGCUAAAAUAAUAUUCUAUGGCAGAGCAGAUGAUCCUGAUGUUGCAACUCACUUGACACAUGGCAUAAAGUCAAGCUCCAAACUCACUGUAGCUUCAUUGAUAAGUCCAGUUGUUAAAAGUGAAUUUCAAGAAAAGAUGCAAGACAUGAAAGAAGCUAUUUACUCCAGCAAUCGUGAAGCACCUUUGGGUAGAUCACAUGAUCAAUCUUCUAAGUUACCUGAGGGCUUGGAUAUAAUUAAUACUACAUUUGGAAUAAAAGUCUUCAAAGAUAUAACAGCUGGAGAGGUUGUAAAUCCACCAAAAACCUUUGAGGAAGUGGAAAAAGAAGCGAGAGAAGGACACGAUUUGUACGUUCUGUCACAUGAGGAUUAUUAUGUGGGGGAACCAGUCAAUAGGAAGUAUAACUCACACUUCGACAAGUCUUUUGUUUAUGGGAUGGAAACCCCUCACUAUGAAGAUGGGCGAAAUACAGCCAAGACCUUAAAUUGGGUCUUGGACCUGGAUUCGAAGAGAGCACCACACCUUGUGUCAAAACGAAGUGAUGAUUUCAAGGAAAAAUACCAGCCUCUGGUUGGAAAAGUUUUUGAUCCUAUAGCAGAAACUAUGAAUGUUCCCCCAGGCCAUACGUUUGGAUUGGUGAUCCCUCCAGAUGAAUAUGACGUUCAUGAUCUUCUUCACGUCCGGGUUCCAUGUGAGUUCCUCUGUGGGAAGGACAGAGAAAGAGUUAUCUUGAUUGCAGUGCGGCAGAGUCUGAAGAAAGCUAACUAUGAGAAUUUUGAUGUGCUAUUAGAAGCAUUAAAACAUUUUGAUAAGAAUGGUGAUGGAGUCAUACACAAGGACAACCUACAAAGGAUCUUUUUUCAGCUGAAUGUGAAUCUCGAUGAUGAGCUCCUGGAUUCCUUAUUUGACUGCUGUGAUUUGGAUAAGGAUGGUCUGAUUAAUUACCGGGACUUUGCAAACUUUCUGAACUGGAAAGAUAAAAUAGGGGUUAAAGAGUUUGAAGAAAAAAUAAUUAGAAAAGGGAAAAAAUUAGAGGCCUAUCUUCCCAAAGACACAAAGAAGGAGGAUGAACCACUGCCGAAACAGGAAGAUCUUGAGUUAAAAGAACCAGGAAGCUCAGAAAAGAUGCCAAAACCACUUGCAAGAUCAACAGACCGUGUAUAUACAAAUUAUAGAACAACAUCUUCUCAGUAUAAUGCUGUAGUAGGUGGUAUCCCAACAUCCUGUUAUCCAUUGUGUGGUGUUCCAACUAUUCGUUCAGAUAUUCCUGCUCCUCGAAUUCGCCGCCUUGCUGACAUCGCUAAUUAUGGUGACCAGGGCAAUAGUUUUGCAAUAUUGUUCCCUUCUGUCUUCAGUCAAAAGGGAGUGUAUGAAAAAGAUCUUUUAAAAAAGAGACCAAAGGCGGAGAUUAAACAAGUUCUCCACAAUAUGGGCAUGAAUGUUGCAGAUGAAAGGUUUGAAGAAAUAUGGAAGCAAGUUUGUACAAAACAUGAGAUAAAAGAGCUUUGUGAUUGUGAAGAAAGUAUGUGGAAUAUACUGAAUAAGAUACAUGAAUCACACAUAAAAUUCUAGUCUCUGAUUCUAG